AUAUUUGGUCACGUUGAGACUGUGAGUAAAUGUUAAUAGAUUUUUUUUGCUGCUAAAUUUACCUAAAUGGCUUAAACUACAAUGUAACAACAUGCCGUCCCAAGUUUAAGUAUUUUCUCCAUCGAUCAUUUAUUGCGUUGGAAACAUUCUAACGAUAUCUAAAGGUUCGUUUAUUACGGUUAAAAGCGCGUUUAUAGUAGUUUACACGGUGCGCGGAUGAUCGGAAACUGAAAACACAACUAAUAACUGCAAGCUGUUGGUUUGAAGAAAGUUUCUGCAGUUCUCCAAGCGGCAAGGGAAGAAUAAAAAGAUGUUUUGUCCACGGUUCCUGAAGGCUGCUGUGUCCUUCACGUGCAGGAAGUUUUCCAUGGGUCAAAUAUCUCGACAAGGAAAGACUCUUGAUAUGGCUGAAGUUCGCAACAGAUUGAGGGAGGUAGUCGGUGCAUCUACCAACUGGCAAGAUCAGCAGCAAGUGUUGUCUGAACGUUCAUCACUAUGCCAGUAUCUCGCUCGCAGUCAAGAUGACCUUCCAGCAAAAAGAAUGAAGGACAGUUUAAUUGAGGCGCAUCUUCCUCUGGGUUCCCAGCCUGCUUUGAGAGAGAAAUAUCUCAACUCUCACAACAGCGUCAGGUUUGGACGGAUUUUAGAGGACUUGGACUGCUUAGGAGUGCUCAUCUGUUACUCUCACACCUGGAACGAGGAGCUGCAAAGUUCUCCGCUGUCUAUUGUCACCGCCCUAGUGGACAAGAUCGACAUGAGACAAAAUGUCAUCUACCCAGACUGUGACAUCAAGUUCACUGGUCAUGUGACAUGGGUUGGAAAGACCUCAAUCGAAGCUAAAAUGCACAUGUCUCAGUACCAAAAUGGCACAUAUGCAGACUUAUUAGAUGCUACUUUUGUAAUGGUGGCUCGAGAUCCUGAAAACAAAAGGGCAGCUUUCGUAAACCCACUCAAACCGGUGGGUCAAGAAGAAGAGGCGAUUUUUCUUCAGGGUGAAAUAAACAAGAAGAGGCGUGUGGAGCUGAGCACGGCGUCUCUUCUGAAAGUGGCUCCUACAGCAGAGGAGAGGACACUCAUUCACAACCAGUUCCUCAACACUCUUGACACACGGACUGUCAGCUUUCGCAGUCGGAUUUUACCUCCAAAUUCAGUGUGGAUGGAAGAUGCCAAAUUGAAAGGGCUUGAGAUUUGCCAUCCACAGGAAAGAAAUAUCUUCAAUCGGAUAUUUGGUGGUUUUCUGAUGAGAAAGGCUUAUGAGCUUGGUCGAGCUAAUGCCUGUGCAUUUGCUGGAUGUAGACCAACUGUUGUGGCAGUUGAUGAUAUUUUAUUUCGGAAGCCAGUAGAAAUUGGUUCUUUGCUCUUGCUGUCUUCUCAGGUUUGCUACACUGAAGGAAUGUAUGUCCAGGUCAGAGUUCAUUCAGAAGUGCUCGAUCCUUUAACCAGACAGCACAGCACCACCAAUGUGUUUCACUUCACUUUCCGUCUUGAAAAGGAAGUCCCAGCUGUUGUUCCACAGAGCUAUGGAGAGUCAAUGCUGUACCUGGAUGGAAAGAGGCACUUUGAUGGGGCAAUGAGGAACCAUAGCUGAGCAUGGGUUGUGCUGAUAUGAUCAGAAGAUACCUGAUACGGUUUUGCAGACAUUGAUAGCUCCAGUUACAGGAGUGUGUGUGUGUGUGUGUGUGUGUGUGUGUACACAUGAAAAUUGAAUUUUUAUUUUCUAAAUGUCCCCCUUACUGCAGUUAUGUCUUGUAUUUCAUAAGUUUGGAAAUGUAAAGGUUUGUAUGAAACAAUUUCUAUGAUAUUGUAAAAAUGUUGAGAAACACAAUGCUAGACUGUGAUGUUCUAAAAUGACCAAUACACACAAUACUCUUUA
Danio rerio (zebrafish) is the source of this 1873-nucleotide messenger RNA. RefSeq names its product acyl-CoA thioesterase 9, tandem duplicate 2 (gene acot9.2). Lineage: Eukaryota; Metazoa; Chordata; Actinopteri; Cypriniformes; Danionidae. The record is from RefSeq and is marked validated. Gene Ontology annotation, cellular component: mitochondrion. Gene Ontology annotation, molecular function: fatty acyl-CoA hydrolase activity.